CUUGGGCACAACACGGUGGGAAUACAUGGGCAUCGUCAAGGAGACCACAACCUUAGCUUUGGCGACAUACAUAUAUCAAAGCUUCCGAAUCUAUUUACCUUACGGUCAUCCCAUCCUCCAACCAAUCCUCCAUCACCGGAAACGCUAGCCGUCUUGUCAUUUCGCCCUCCAUUACCGGAAACGCUAGCCGUCUUAUCAUGUCGCCCUCCAUCCCCACCAUCGCCAUAACAGGUAUCAACGGCUUCAUCGCUACCGAUCUCGUCCUGCACUUCCUCUCUCGCAACUGGCACGUCCGCGGCUCCGUACGCACCCCAUCCCAAGCCGACAAACUCAAGUCCCACCCCCUGUAUGAGCAACACUUGACCAGUGGAACGCUUAAGGUGAUAGUCGUGGAGGAUCUGGCCAAGAGUGACUUGAGCGGGUUGCUGGAGGGAGUCGAUGCUAUUGCAGGUAUAGCGGCGCCUUUGCCUCAACUUGACAACACUACCCUUACAUGGGAUGACUACAAAGAGCCCACAAUCGAACCCAUCUUGAGAAUCUUGGGCUAUGCUCAGAAGUCUAGCACGAUCAAGAGCGUGACCUUCUUGUCGUCUGCCGCCUCUACCGUCGAUCUCACUCUUACCUCUGGCAAAGUGUACACUGAGAACGAUUGGAAUCCCUAUACCGAAGAACUUUGCAAAACUCUUGACGCCAAAAAGGAUGGGAUGGCCUCUGUCACCUGGUAUUUUGCCGCCAAGAAACUCGCCGAGCAAGCCGUCCUACGGUUUCAAGAAACCGAGAGACCUUCAUUCUCCAUUACCACGAUUUGUCCUCCCAUGAUAUACGGACCCGCGCAAUACAUUACAUCUGUAGAACAGAUCGAAAACCUCGCCGGCGGCUCUCAACAAGAAUUCCUCAACCUCUUCGCCGGCAAAACGCGCCCCCUCCCGCAUCAGUACUUUUGGAGCUUUGUCGAUAUCCGUGAUGUUUCUGAGGCCUUCUAUCUUGCCAUAACGAAGGGGAUCUCUGGAAAAUUUCUGGUUUCUGCUCAUGGUUACAACUGGCAAGAAUUCGCCGACAAGCUUCGUAAGCUUCGGCCCGAUUUGGACGCUUAUUUCCCCCUCGGCGAGCCUAAGAGAUACCCCGCUCAUGGAUGGUCUAUUGACUCGAGCAAGUCCGAGAAGCAGCUCGGUAUUCAGUGGCGAAGCACCGAGGAGACACUGCUGGCCGCUGUCGAGUUCUAUGAGAAGCUUGGGCUGUUCAAGUCGGCACCGGGGACAAAGCAGGUUUGAACAAGUAUCUGGGAUUCCAACGGCGCGACUCUAUUCGAACAUUGUCAAGAUAUUUUUCCAGCAAUACAUGUAUACUAUAUAGAAUCUUCGACA
Cryptococcus amylolentus CBS 6039 is the source of this 1364-nucleotide messenger RNA. RefSeq lists its product as hypothetical. NCBI's taxonomy places the organism in Eukaryota, Fungi, Basidiomycota, Tremellomycetes, Tremellales, Cryptococcaceae. The coding region runs from base 198 to 1271 and encodes 357 amino acids. The transcript has 7 exons. Gene Ontology annotation, molecular function: oxidoreductase activity, acting on the CH-OH group of donors, NAD or NADP as acceptor. The record is from RefSeq and is a predicted model, not a curated record.